Engraulis encrasicolus (European anchovy) is the source of this 4292-nucleotide messenger RNA. It is a transcript of the gene map4k2, whose product is annotated as mitogen-activated protein kinase kinase kinase kinase 2. Gene Ontology annotation, cellular component: cytoplasm. The record is from RefSeq and is a predicted model, not a curated record. The transcript has 32 exons. Bases 291 to 3002 code for a protein of 903 amino acids. NCBI's taxonomy places the organism in Eukaryota, Metazoa, Chordata, Actinopteri, Clupeiformes, Engraulidae. Gene Ontology annotation, biological process: protein phosphorylation; intracellular signal transduction. Gene Ontology annotation, molecular function: MAP kinase kinase kinase kinase activity; ATP binding.
ACCACGACGCCCUCUGACGCUUGGCGCGGGAACGGAAUGAGAAGCCAGAUUCUGAUCAGACUGAUAAGCGCUUUUUCGAACAGUCAGACAGCCACCCAGAUAAUUCAACAGGCGGCUGGCUACACCUGGCAGUCCCGACUCCCGAGUGAUGCAUCUGUAACGGGGGAGAGACUAGCAGUCCUGGGCUGGCUGAACGUCCAGCCAGCAUAGUAGCCCACUACAUCGCCACAGCCUCUGUCAUUAUCAUGGUCAACUAAACAGUGUUAACACCACUGGAUUUAACGACCGAAAUGGAUACUAUCGGGGUUUCGUUUUUGGACCCCCUUGACGACUACGAGAUCAUUCAUCGUAUUGGGAGUGGUACAUACGGAGAUGUGUUCAAGGCUCGGAACAUCAAGACCUCAGAAAUUGCAGCACUCAAAAUUGUAAAACUGGAUCCUGGUGAUGACAUCACGUCCAUUCAGCAGGAGAUCACCAUGAUGAAGGAAUGCAAGCACAAGAACAUCGUGGCCUACUUCGGGAGCUACCACAGGAACACUAAGCUAUGGAUCUGCAUGGAGUACUGUGGGGGCGGCUCGCUACAGGACAUCUACCACGUGACCGGACCAUUGAAGGAGAAACAGAUCGCUUAUGUAUGUCGGGAAACGCUCCAGGGCCUGUACCAUCUCCAUGAGACGGGCAAGAUGCACAGGGACAUUAAGGGAGCCAACAUCCUGAUUACAGACAGAGGAGAUGUCAAACUGGCUGACUUUGGCGUUGCCGCUGAGAUCAGUGCUUCUGUUGCCAAGAGGAAGUCUUUCAUUGGCACUCCCUACUGGAUGGCUCCAGAGGUGGCGGCGGUGGAGAAGAAAGGGGGCUAUAACCACCUGUGUGACAUCUGGGCCGUGGGCAUCACCGCUAUAGAGCUGGCAGAACUGCAGCCCCCCAUGUUUGAUUUACACCCUAUGAGGGCUCUGAUGCAGAUGUCCAAGAGCAGCUUUCAGCCUCCAAAACUCAAAGACAAGAGCAAAUGGUCUGCUGGGUUCCACAGCUUUGUUAAGAUGGCGCUCAUCAAGAAUCCUAGGAAGAGGCCGACGGCAGAGACACUCUUGCAGCACCGGUUCGUGACGCAGCUGUUGACCAGAAACCUGAUUAUUGAGCUGCUGGAUAUGGCCAACAACCCAGACCUGCACAACACACACGACGACGACAAUGACCUGGAGAGUGGAGAUGCAGGCCCAGAUAAGAUCCAGUCGGAGGGGAAACACUUGUCAGUUGCCAGGACGCUGUCUGAAGAGCAAUUUGACCAGGUGAAGUUUGGCUAUCCACGCAGGAAGGAGAUGGAACCAUAUCCUGACCUGGGAUCCUAUGACGACUGGAGUGUUUCUGGAGACGAGGCGGAAUCACCGAGUCUGCUGGAAUGCGUGGAGGAGGCUCUGCAAGAGAGAAGUCUAACUAUCAAGCGAGUCUUCUCUUCUGAGUGGGGUAAAGCAGGCUUCCGGCGUAGUGGUCUGUUUAACCCCCCUCCCUCCUCCACCACGGCCUCCCUGCCCGCCUCGGGCUGCUACCCCCCCAGCCUGGACGAGAGAGACACGCUCACACUGAAGGCCAGCGCCACGCUGGGGCCUGACCCCCCCUCCAGGCCACUAUCAGUCCUGUCCAGGUGCUCAGCUAGUGAGGAUGUACGGGACUGGUGCAACGACCUCUCCAUACCUGAAGAGGGCGAUGGAGAGCAGGCGGAGAAGAGCUCCGAGCAGGAGCAGGAGCAGGAGCAGGAGAACGAGCAAGGCAGCUCUCCCCCCAAAGACACGGCCCUCUCCCCAGAGUGGAGCACACUCCGGCGGAAGAGAGAGGAGUCGAGUGCAGAGUGUCACGGGCUGCCUCCAACUCCCCAAGUACAUAUGGGAGCGUGUUUCUCUAAGGUGUUCAAUGGCUGCCCACUGAAGAUCAACUGCGCUGUGACGUGGGUGUUCCCAAAGACUAGAGAUCAGUACCUCAUCUUGGGCUCUGAAGAAGGCGUCUACACCCUGAACCUCAACGAGCUGCAUGAAGAUACACUUGAAAAGCUGCUGCCUCAGAGGUGUACAUGGCUGUACAUCAUGAACAACGUACUCAUGACGGUCUCAGGGAAGUCGUGUCAGCUGUACUCCCACUGCCUGCCUGCGCUGUUUGAUCAGCGCUCCACCAUCCAGAAGAAACAGAGCCACUCACUAUCCCUCUCCACCAACCGCUUCACAGAGCGCAUCACACACAGGAAGUUUGCUGUGUCAGUGAAGAUCGCAGACACCAAAGGAUGCCGGAGGUGCAGUGUAGCGCGUAACCCGUAUACAGACAGCACGUUUCUGUGUGGGGCGGUCCCAUCAGGCCUUGUGCUGCUGCUGUGGUAUGACCCCCUGCAGAAGUUCAUGCACCUCAAGCAUAUAGCCAUGUCUCUGCCGGAGUGUCUUCCUGUGUUUGAGCUGCUGGUGGUGGUGACAGAUGAGUUCCCCCAGCUGUGCGUGGGGGUCAGGGAAUCUUCUAGCAACGCCGACGCCACCACCACGGCCACGGCCGCCCUCACCAACUCUAGUGACACUCAGGAGGAUGCGACCACAGGACACACACUCCAGUUCGACAUCGUACCCCUGAACGGCUUGCCCAGCUCGCAGACAGACUCUAAGCCAGUGGAGGCUAUGGAGGUGACUCAGCUGGAUAAGGACACCAUUCUCAUCGCCCUGGACAAGACGGUGAGGAUAGUGAACCUGCAGGGUCGGCCCACCAAAGAGCUGGCCCCGCUGCUAGACUUCAGCUUCCCCAUCCAGACACUGGUGUGUUUACAAGACAGUAUUCUGGCCUUCUGGAAACAUGGACUUCAGGGAAGAAGCCUACAAACCAAUGAGGUCACACAGGAGAUUACUGAUGAGAGUCGCGUAUUUCGAGUUCUUGGGACAAGCAGGGACAUUGUGCUCCAGAGUAUCCCAACAGAGGACCCGUCAGCUGCCAGCAACCUCUACAUCCUCGCAGGCCACGAGAGCAGCUACUGACCCUCCCGGGAUGGAGAGAAUAACAGAAUAGAGGUGGAGAGAAGAAAGGAAGAGAGAAGAGACAAGAGAGGGGGAGAGAUGGAGAGAACAACCAUGGACCCCCUGGGGAUGAAGAGAAUAAAUGAAGAGAGGGAAAGAGGCGGAGAGAAGAAAGGAAAAGAGGAGGAGAGAUGGAGAGAACAUCUACUAACCCCAGGGAUAAAGGGCAUAAGAGGUAAAGAGGUGGAGAGAUGGAGAGAGCAGCUACUGACCACGGAGAUGGAGAAAAUGAGAGAAACAGAGAUGGCGAGUCUUAAACAGAUAAGGAGGAGAGAUGGAGAGAGCAGCUAGUGACCAACAGGAUUGACAGAAUAAGAGAGAAAGAGAUGGAAAACAGAAGACAGAAAAAGAAGGGGAUAGGAAAAGACAACAAAGAAGGGAUGAAAAGAGUGAAAAAGGGAAACAAAAAACCAGCGAUAACAGAUGGGGUGUGGAACCAAACAUUUUCUAGAAGAGUAAGAUAUGUCAAGACCGUACUUUUCCGGGAUCCAAGUGACGUCAAGUGAACGCCCCUUUAGGAGACCUAUUUAGGAGUGUUUUGGUUGUGAAAAAAUGGAGUUACCUUAGCACUGUAGAUGGCAGUAGCGCACAUCUUAUGCAAGCCACCACCAAACGCCACAGAAAGAGAAGAAGAAGGAGGGAACAACACCCCCUUAGGAGACUGAACUUGAGCACACUCCUUUGCAUUGGAUUGGAGUUUGACUUAUCUUACUUUACUAAAGUAUGUUUGGUGGAACUGUGGGAUGGAGAGUAAGCCAGGAGGUGGACUGUUGGAGGCUCUGUUGGUGUGGACGAGUUUUGGGAGCUGAUGAUGACAACAUUGCAUUGCACUCAUACCCCUACCACUCUGAACAGAGAGAGAGAGAUAGAAAGAGAGAGAGAGAGACACACACACACACACACACACACACACACACACACACACACACACACACACACACACACACACACACACACACACACACACACACGCACACACUCUCACACACACACACACACAAACUCUCUCUCUCUCUCUCUCUCUCUCUCUCUCUCUCUCUCUCUCUCUCUCCCGCACCUAUCCCCUCCACUCUCUCCUCCAAGCAAUGCGCACAAAAUCCAUGACUUCAAUCAGACACCUGAGGAAGUUGUUCGGAUGAAGAACUACAUGUCUUUCGUCUUCAAGAAGUCCAGUUUCUUACAAGUGAACUCUUUGGCUAUAUGACCUAUAGAAAUGGGAAAGUUGGGACCAUAGUAUCAUGUCCACACAUA